CACUACUCUUUCCUCUUAAACGUAGCAGACAUGUAAAAUGGCGGCGAGCACCGUACUACCAACUUAUCAACGUUACAUAAACGGCGCUCCUGUAUCGGCCGCAGGACGAAAAACCCUUAGAUUAAGAGAAAAAUAUAUAGUUCUUUUGGUGCUAGGAACAUUCGUCGCCGUUUGCAUCGGAACUUUCUUUUUCUUACCGGAACUUAGAUCAGGUUCUAUCAACUCUGCCUAUCGACACAUCAGAAAUGCGGGAUCGGACUUACUAUUGCCACCUUUGCAAGUUGUCGACAAAGCCGUCCUGCAACCACAUGAUGUCAACAAUGUAGAUCCACAUGUGAUAAUGGAUCGAGCAAAGUUGAUCCUAAAAAUUCAGGAAGAUCUCGAAAAGGAAAGGCAAAAAAAUCUUAAAGAAAACAUGGAUAAAGCUCAGGUAGAGAACCCAUUAUCAAAAAGCGAACAGGCCGACAAAACAAAAGGAGAGCUUUCGAAAAAUAAUGAUGGUGUCCUUCAACAGGAUCAGUUCGUGAAUGAUGUUGCACAGAUCCCGAUAACUGUAAGCAAAAAUGAUCCAGGAGCGUCGGAACUGAAUGAUAUAGUCCGGGAUCAUCCGGGAGGCCCAGGAACUAGAGGCGGUGAACCCUCCGAUCCAGACAUUCGUGAAAAAAGGAAUAAAAUCAAAGAGAUGAUGAAACAUGCCUGGGAUAAUUAUGUUCAGUAUGCGUGGGGACAGAAUGAGCUAAGACCACUGUCCAAGAGAGGUCACUCUGCUGGUAUCUUUGGAAAAACUGCCAUGGGAGCCACCAUUGUUGAUGGACUGAACACAUUAUAUAUAAUGGGAUUGAAUGAUGACUAUCAGAAAGGAAGAGAUUGGAUAGCUGCCAAUUUAAAUCUGGAUCUAGGGUUCUUUCAAUCUUUGUUUCAGAAUGCAGAAAUAUCUGUGUUUGAGACAAAUAUUCGCUUCAUUGGAGGUUUGCUGUCUUGCUAUGCCAUGACAGGAGAUGUGAUGUAUAAAGAGAAAGCGGAUCAUGUUGCACAGAAAUUGUUGCCUGCUUUCAACACUCCUACUGGCAUUCCUAAUGCAAUUGUGAACCUAAAGAGUGGUGCCAGCAAAAACUAUGCAUGGGCUUCUAGUUCCAGUUCCAUUCUUGCUGAGUUUGGUACUCUGCAUUUAGAAUUCACCUACCUAAGUGAUAUAACAGGAAACCCUGUCUACAAGGAGAAGGUGAAUUACAUCAGAGAUUUCCUUGCCAAGAUGGAUAAACCUCAGGGUCUUUUCCCUAAUUAUUUGAAUCCUAAAACUGGUCGUUGGGGACAACACCAUAUGUCAAUGGGAGCCUUAGGUGACAGCUUUUAUGAAUAUCUUCUCAAAUCUUGGAUUCAGUCCAAUGGUGAAGAUGUUCAAGCCUUGCAAAUGUUCCAAGAAUUAGCUGAAGCUAUAAAUGAUAAGCUUGUCUUCACUUCUAAAGGGGGACUCAAAUACUUAGCUGAUUUAAAAUAUGAUCGGAUAGAACAUAAAAUGGAUCAUUUAGCUUGUUUUGCUGGUGGAUUCUUUGCAAUUGGCUCUGAAUUCAUGCCACCAAAUAGACAAGAUUAUUAUUUGCAGCUAGGAAAAGAUCUUACUCACACUUGCCAUGAAUCUUAUGAUAGAACUGCUACUAAAUUGGGUCCAGAAUCGUUCCGCUUUUCAGAUGCUAGUGAAGCCAAGGCUCUGAAACAGAAUGAGAAAUACUACAUCCAAAGGCCUGAAGUGAUUGAGAGUUAUUUUGUUCUAUGGAGGGUCACCAAGGACCCAAAAUAUAGACAAUGGGGAUGGGAAGCUGCUCAGGCGAUUGAUAGACAUUGCCGAGUGGAUGGUGGCUUCUCUGGUUUGAAGAAUGUUUACAUGUUGGACAGUGCCAAAGACGAUGUCCAGCAGAGUUUCUUCUUGGCCGAGACGCUCAAAUACCUCUAUUUGUUAUUUUCUGAUGAUGACCUCAUCCCCUUAGAUAAAUGGGUGUUUAAUACGGAGGCACAUCCUCUACCCAUCAAGGGAAAAAAUCCUGCCUACAAGGCAGUGAGCUGAUAGGCCCUGCCCUCCUCAAAGACUCUUCCUCCAAACUGAUAGUCUUAUCCUUGGAUCUGAAGAAAGACAACCUGUUUCAUUUGAUCCAAGGAUUGAAUAUUAUUUAAUGUAUACUUGGGAUGCUUUUUUGUGCUUUAACACCAAAUUUUAGUGUGAAACUAUAAUAAUUAUUUUGAAUUUAUUUUAUUUUGUGUAAUCCUUUUAGGGCAUUUUCAAUUCAUUUUUCUUUUGGACAAUGAAAUAAUUCAUGUGUGAAUUAAUCUCUUGUGCAUGAAAAGAAAUAAGAUCAAAAAUUAGUUGCCAUUUGAUACAUUUAUUACAUAUUAAUUUUUUCAUUUUAACAAGCCACAAUGAGAUUCAUUUGCAUAACAAAAGGGUGGGGAAAGGCUCUUAAAAAGAGAUGAUUUUAUAAGAAAACAUUAACUCUGAUUGCAUUAAAAAAAUUUCCAUCUCUUCAAAUUCAAAAUCUCUUUUCCUAUUUCCUUUUUAUCUUUUCUCUUCCCUUAGUAUUCAUACAAAGGAAGGAGGAAAUAUUUAAUCUUCCUAGUACCACUAUUACAACCUAUUACAAUGGCGCCAUUAAUUCAACUAGUUUUUAAUGAGUGUUUCUUUUUGUUGUAACAGUAAGAACAAUUUUUAUGUGAUAAAUUCUUGGGUAUAUCUUUCAUGUUUAUUUUAAACACAUUUUUUUAGUUAGUCCAUAAGAAGAAUUUGAAUUUUCGAAUUUGUUUAUUGUUUUCUAUUCUUUUAGAGAAAAAAGAGACUUGAUUAUGAAAUAUUUAGUUUACUUUCAAUGAUAUUGAUGUAAAUAUUUCUAAAUCCUUUUCUACAUUUCGUGAUUGAAAUGUAUUUCAUGUUCUUUAAUCUUUUUGACUUAUAGAAGGGGGGAGGGGUAUGCAUUUUAUAUUUUUCAGUUACAAUUUUUUCAUCAUUAAAUAGUAUGAAUUUUUCUAAAGCAUCCCAAGUAAAUACAUAAAGAAAAACCAUACCAGGUGUACAGUUCAAAUUAAAAUUUUACACUAUUUUAGUUUUAUGCUAACAUUAUCAACAGAAGUCAUUUCAAACGAUGCAUAUAGUUAUGCAUUAAAAAGUUCUUGUAAAUUUUAAAUUCACGACUAUAAUAAAAAUUAUUUCAUUCUCUGAACUUUAUUUUUGAUUUGGGUCAUAUUUAGAUUUUCUUUUACAAUGGAGGAAACAGAACUGCUGUGUGGUGUUAAAUUCAGUUUUGGUCACUUUGGUGCUAAGAACAUUAUACAACAUAAGAUGAACAAAACACUCUACAUUGUUGAAAUUAUUACAGUCUAUAGAAUAAUGUAUGCUACAAAAUGGUAUAAACUUGUGUUGAUUUUUUUUUUAAUUAAGGAAAAUUCUUUUGGAGUAUGUAUUGCAUAGAUUGUUUUCUGGCACUUUUUUUUUUUACAAAGUUUUCUUUCUGUAAAUUAUUCUUAGUAAUAAGAAAACGUUUUAAAUGCCUGGGUGCAUAAAAAAAAACUUAGUAAAACUUAAAAUAUCCAUGUCUUAAAAAUAAAUGGUGUGGGUUUAUUUUGACUUUUUUUUUUCAGAAUGAUAGGUAUUUUUUUUUUCUUCUUUUUUUUAAAUUAAACAAUUAUUCAAGCAUUUGACCUGUGUUAAAAUAUUUAUUUUAUUUUAAGCAAAUUGCAUUCUUUCGAGGUGGUUGUUGAGUUAUUCCAAUUUUGUGUUUGUUUGCAUGUUUAGUUAGGUUGUAUUUAUGAAUUUUCUAAUUUUAAAUUAUUUAAUCUGUAUGAAAUAAAUAAUUUUGUUCAUUGCUUGACAUUUUAUUUUGAAUUAGAAAUUUGCAGGAAUUGUAGAUUCCCGGUUUUAAAAAAAAGCUGCUUCAUUUGAAUACAGGAUUCCAUUUUUAAAUUUCUGUUAUAUAUAGUAUUUUUACUUGCUAAUUCAUUCAUAUAUGAAUUAGCUUCUUUUCACUCAGUUUGAAUAUAGAUUGAGAGCAAAUAUUUCUUCAAACUUGUACUUUAUUAUGAAAUAUUUUACUAAGUACACAUUUUUUUUAUGCAAUUUUACAUCCCAUUGGCUUACUACACUGUUAUUUAAAACCAUGCAUGCUGUAUAUUUUAUUAAAUAAAUGAAAUUCGCCUUUAAAACAGAUCUCUUCAGAAUUGUUGUGUACAGAGUUUUAUUUGUAUACUGUUUGUAUUGAAGAGAUUACAUAUAAUAUGAUAUGAGAUUUUAGCUAAGUAUUUUGUUUAAAAACAAGGAGUGCCCCCCCCUAGAAUUUGCAUUAUUUGAAAAAUUUAAUAUGUUGUUUUUUAAAAAGUGUUUUGUAAAAAUAAAGUUCUUUGCUUUGUUUCUGAAUAAAGUAACUCUUAAUCUGCACUUUAAAAUACUUAUUUUUCACUGCCAUUUUUUUUUUUUUUUUUUUUUUUUUUUGGCAAGGGCAGGAGGAGAAUAGAGUUUGGGACCAAAUUUGCUAACAGUUUCUUAACAAUGAAAGAUAUAAUUCCUUACCAUGAGGUCUUUCAAUAACAGAAGACGGAACACAGUUUGAUAUGGAAUUUUGGCGAUGUAAAGCCAGGAAGUGAUAAUCCCAUAUAACUUGUUCUUCAAAUUUAUCAAAUUUCUGAUCAUUCCUUUGAAUAUCUUCAAGUUACACAUGAUCUUUUUAUUGAAAUUAUAUCCAGUUUCAUUAAAAUUCAUUAUUAAUGGAACAAGCAUUUUUUAAAAAUGAAAAUUCUGUUGAUUGAUAUAUCUUAUUCUGUAAGCUUUAUUGCAAUCAAAAUCAGCCAUAAAAGAUUCUUGUAAAAAUUGAGAUAUUUAUGCAAUUUUUUAUUCCAAUGAAAGCAGCUGCUGUGUUUUCCUCCUAUAGAUAUAAUUUGUCUCUCAGAUUUUGUCUUUCAACUAACUAUUUUGUGUUUGUAACUUGAAGUACUUAAGUUCUUAGGAAUUAGAUAUUAACAUGAUUAUGACCCAUAAAGAUUUAAAGUUCAGCAAAAUUCUACAAUCUUUUAAAUACACAUUCCAGCAAAAGUAUAUAUUAUAUAUAUAUAUAAUCUAUGUCUUUCUCUAUGCGAGUAAGAUCAAGCUAAAAAACUAUUUAUAUAUUGUUAUAUUGUUUGUAUCCCUGUUGUUUUUGCCUACAGAGAAUUAUCAUAGUUAUGCCAUAUCUUCAUAAAAUUUCCUACAUACUAGAAUUCAUUAAACUAUAAUUAUUGCUUUUAUUUGAUAUACUGGAUUGGUUAUUUUGAAUAAAAUGUUUCACUGUAAAAGAAUUGAAUAAUGUUUUCAGUUUGUUAUGUGUUGUAUGGUGUUAUAUAAUUUACGGAAUAAGAUAGCGAUGUCAGCUAACAAAUCACUUGACAGUAAAUUUACUAAUUUUUUAAUACAAAAUUAUUUGUAGUUUGUUAAAUCUUGUUAUGUAACUUGCACUUCCUUUCUGUGUUUUUGCAAAAAUCUAUGCAAUGAAAAAAUGUUUCUAUCCUUCUGUACAAAAGAAACAUGAGAAAUUUCCCUUUUAUUUAACUAUUGCUAGAGAUAUAUUUUUGACAUUAUAGGUACAAAUUUUGAAAAAUUCUAAUACUUUCCCUAGAUAAAUUAUUAGUAAUUUGAUGCAAUAUCACCAUAAUACUAUAUCUUUUUAAUUUUCAAGUUUCAUUAUCUACUCAAUAAAAAGUGAAAUAUAGCCAACCAAUUAGCAUCUUUACAAAAAAAUAUUUUAUAUUUCAAUAUUUAUAAGUUGGUAAUUUUAAUUGUUGCUUUAAUAAAUAGUUAUUUUUGUUGAAUUUUGAAUCUAGUUAUCUAGAUUUCAUAUGCAUUAAAAAAUUAAUUUUUUGUUACUGUAGUAUAUGGAGGGGGGAAAAAAAAAAAAGUAAAUAUGCUAUUUAAAUUCUUUUUUCACCUUCCUAAACUGUAACCAAGUUUGUACAGACGAUUUUUAUUUUUUAAAGCAUGUAAAAUGUCAAAGGAUUUAUUAAAUGGUUCUAUUUUGUAAAAAGAAAGAACACUAGUUGCCAUUUGUGCCUGCAUUUAGAAAUGUUUUUAUUAGGCAAAUUUUUAGAAUGUCUAUUUAUUUGAGUGUAAAAUAUUCAUGUCUGAUUAAUUCUCAUCAACGAUUUCGAUGACUUUCUACAACUGUUCAAGAUUUGAAUGAAAUGUUGGAAAUUUAUAAUUUUUUUAUGCUUUGAGGCUUAAAAUAAAUGAGGUUUGUACCUUGUUUUUGUUUGACAACAAAGUGUUAAUGUUCAUGUUGAAGAAUAUUAAUUUUGAGUGAUGUUUAUACUGUGGUCCUUUAUAUGAAUUGUUUUGAACCUUUAAGUGUGUUGGGAUUUAAUGUGAUAUUGAAGUGGUUAAGAUAAUGAACAGUUAUUUGUUAGACUCUUAACUAAAUAAAUUUGCCAAACUGUAUCAUUUCAACUUCCAAGUGUGAAAUCCAGUUAAUAAUUUCACUGUGUUUGUAAUUAUUUAUUUUUUAUCAGAGUGUAUAAUAAAUCUUGUAAAUAGAUAUAUAGGGGAAAUAUAUAUAAUUAUUUGAUGUGGGAAGAAAAUGAAUAAAGAAGUUUGAAAUUUA
Messenger RNA from Argiope bruennichi, 6605 nucleotides. It is a transcript of the gene alpha-Man-Ia, whose product is annotated as mannosyl-oligosaccharide 1,2-alpha-mannosidase IA-like. Gene Ontology annotation, molecular function: mannosyl-oligosaccharide 1,2-alpha-mannosidase activity; calcium ion binding. Gene Ontology annotation, biological process: N-glycan processing; carbohydrate metabolic process. The coding region runs from base 38 to 2062 and encodes 674 amino acids. The record is from RefSeq and is a predicted model, not a curated record. Gene Ontology annotation, cellular component: Golgi membrane; endoplasmic reticulum. NCBI's taxonomy places the organism in Eukaryota, Metazoa, Arthropoda, Arachnida, Araneae, Araneidae. The transcript is spliced from 10 exons.